UGGCUCUGAGAAGAGGAACAUGCAGCAACUGUGGGGAGAACCUGGAGUAUCCGCAAGGCAGGAAUGCGGAAGGUGUCUGUCGGUGUUUCUACACCGUUAAUGAAUCCAAAGUCUCCCCGGUCCCGGGAGUUCACAAGAGGGAUGAACGGUACAAUGGCUGUCGAUCCGAUAAUCCGAGGAAAAGAGAGCCCAUGCAUCGCAUUGGGAACAUUGAGUUCAAGGGAUCUGGAAAGAAGCGAGGCAAGUUUGUGAUAGAGCACUGCACCACUGACCCAGCAGCCCUCUAUGAGGUACUGACAGAGGAAUGGAGCCUGACACCUCCCCACCUGGUAGUGUCGCUCGUGGGGGGGGACGAGGACUUCCAGAUGAAGCCCUGGCUGAGGGACACUUUGAGGAAGGGGCUUGUGAAAGCAGCGCAGAGCACAGGUGCUUGGAUCGUCACCAGUGGGCUGCGUGUUGGCAUCACCAGACACGUAGGAGAGGCAGUUCGGGAUCAUUCACUGGCCAGCACCUCUUCAAAGGUCAAGGUCAUUGCCAUUGGAAUUGCACCGUGGAAAAUGAUCCAUGACAAAGAGAUAUUGCUCAAUGCUAAGCCUGCCAAGCCAGCAUUUUAUGAGACAGCAGAGCUGCCAUCUGGCUCAUUAUAUUCUCUGGACAGCAACCACUCUCAUUUCAUACUGGUGGACGAGGAUGAGAGGCACAAAGAUGGAACAACUGAGAUGAGAAUCAAACUCCUGAAACACAUCUCUGAGCAGCGCACAGGGUAUGGAGGAACUGGUAUUGAGAUCCCUGUACUUUGCUUACUGGUACAUGGACAACCGCAUAUUCUUGAGAGAAUAUAUAGGGGGAUGAUGAACUCGACUCCCUGGCUCAUCCUGGCAGGGUCUGGGGGGAUUGCUGACAUCCUGGUGGACAUGAUGAGCAGACCCUGUGACCCUGAUUAUGUGCAGGAGCAGCUGCAGGAAAAAUUCCAUACAGAAUUCGCAUGGACGGACAUCUUAAAAUGUACAAAAAUUAUUCAGAUUAUCCUAGAGCACCGUCAUCUCUUAACCAUACACAACCCAGGACAGGAAGGAUCUGAGGAACUUGACACAGUCAUUCUGAAGGCACUGGUAAAAGCUUGUAAAAGCCAAAGCCAAGAAGCCCAGGACUAUCUGGACGAGCUGAAGCUGGCUGUAGCCUGGAACAGAGUGGACAUUGCCAAGAGUGAGAUCUUCAGUGGAGAGGUGGAGUGGCGGCCUUGUGACUUGGAAGAAGUCAUGAUGGAUGCCUUGGUCAGCAAUAAACCUGAUUUUGUGAAGCUUUUCAUUGACAAUGGGAUGAACAUGUGCGACUUCCUGACAUACAACAAACUCCAGGACUUGUACUGUGCAAUCCCUCCGAAGUGCCUUCUCCACCAACUCCUGCAGAGGAAACACGAGGAGCCCAAACUCUCCAUAACGGCGCGCAAUGGCAGCAUGGCAGAUUCUCUGGAGCAGAAACCAAAGUUCACUCUGUAUGAGGUCUCCAAAGUGCUCAAAGACUUCCUGCACGAUUCCUGCAGAGGAUUUUACCAGGAGACCUCCAAGAAAGGAACAAUGGAAAAAGCCGGUAUAGGUCGAGUCAGUCAUGUGCAAAAGCCCUCACUCAACAUGAGCCAGAAAUGUGAGAAUCCGUGGAGGGAUCUCUUUCUGUGGGCAGUCCUUCUGAACAGACAGGAAAUGGCCAACUACUUCUGGGCUACAGGCCCGGAGGCAGUGGCAGCAGCUCUAGCUGGCUGUAAGAUCCUGAAAGAGAUGGCUCACCUGGAAUCAGAGGCAGAGUCUGCUCGGAGCAUGAAGGAGGCUAAAUACGAGCAAUUCGCACUGGACUUGUUCAGUGAAUGCUACACCAACAGUGAGGACAGGGCCUUUGCUUUGCUGGUCAGAAAGACAAAGUCCUGGAACAAAACCACCUGCCUAGACCUGGCAACAGAAGCCGACGCCAAGUCCUUCUUCGCCCAUGAUGGUGUUCAGUCUCACUUGACGAAGAUGUGGUGGGGAGCCAUGAAGUCAGACACCCGGAUUUGGAAACUAGUGCUCUCAUUCUUCUGUCCUCCUCUAAUUUACACCAACUUAAUAACAUUCAGCGAGGACGAGCAUCACACAGUGGGUGGAACGGAACAGUUUAAGGAAUUCGACAGCCAGGAUAGUGAGAAGGCAAUGCUGCUCAAGCAGAGGCAGAACAGUGACACGAUCAAGCCUGAAAAACAGGUAAUGACCAGCAAUAACGUUUGCAUGAAGUUCCUGUUCACGAGAUGGAAGAAGUUCUGGGGUGCCCCGGUCACUGUGUUCCUGGGCAAUGUCAUCAUGUACUUUGCAUUCCUCUUCCUUUUUACUUACGUUAUCUUGGUGGACUUCCAACCCCCUCCUCCCUACGGCCCAUCCAUCCCAGAGAUCACCCUCUACUUCUGGGUCUUCACCCUGGUGUUGGAGGAGCUGCGACAGAGUUUCUUUACAGAUGAAGACACCAGCAUCAUAAAGAAGUUCAAGCUCUAUGUGGAAGACAACUGGAACAAGUGUGAUAUGGUGGCCAUCCUGCUGUUCGUGCUCGGGGUGUUUUGCAGGAUGGCAUGGUCUACGUAUGAAGCAGGUCGUACAGUCCUGGCCCUAGAUUUCAUGGUGUUUGCUCUCCGGUUGAUUCACAUCUUUGCCAUCCACAAGCAGUUGGGCCCAAAGAUUAUCAUUGUGGAAAGAAUGAUGAAGGAUGUCUUCUUCUUCCUCUUUUUCCUGAGCGUCUGGCUCAUUGCCUAUGGAGUGGCCACUCAAGCUCUGCUGCACCCCAACGAUACCCGGGUCGACUGGAUCUUUCGCCGCGUGCUUUAUCGGCCCUACCUACAUAUAUUUGGGCAGAUCCCACUGGAAGAGAUUGAUGGCGCUCGCAUGCCGGAGCAAAACUGCACUAUCGACCCCAUUGAGAUAAUGAAGGAAACGUUUUCCCCGUGUCCUAACCUAUAUGCAAACUGGCUGGUCAUCCUAUUACUGGUCAUCUUCCUCCUGGUCACCAACGUGCUGCUCCUCAACCUCCUGAUCGCAAUGUUCAGCUAUACCUUCCAGGUUGUUCAGGGAAACGCAGAUAUCUUCUGGAAGUUCCAGCGCUACAACCUGAUAGUGGAGUACUUCAGCAGACCUGCCCUUGCACCGCCCUUCAUUAUCAUCAGCCACAUCAACCAGGUUAUCUGCAGCAUGUUAAUGAAUGCAGAGCCCAAGCAGGAGCUUUUAGAGCGUGACUUUCCAGAAGGUCUUGAUCAGAAGCUUAUGACCUGGGAAACAGUGCAGAAGGAGAACUACCUGGCAAAUCUGGAGAAAGAGAAGAGAGAGAGCAGCGAGGAGAGACUGAAGAAAACCUCUCACAAGGUGGAUUCUCUUUUAAAGAUUAUUGGUGGAUUUAAGGAGCAAGAAAAACGACUAGUGACUGUUGAGACGCAGAUGAAGUACUGCAGUGACGUGCUUUCCUGGCUCGCAGACUGUUUCACACAGAGCAGCCUCAAGUGUAACAGAGCAGCUCCAAAACACUCAAGUUCCACGGUGAGCGGUUCAAAGAAGCAGCAGAGGUCUACGGCUGAGGAGGAGAGCAUUGGCAGAAGGACAGACACUUUGACUGACUUGAAGUACAUUGAUGACUGAUUACGUAAUACAAACCAAGGGACCAAUGAAACACAUUUGCACUGAAAGAUUAAACACUCGGGUCAGUUAUUAAUAAGUGUAGUCACUCUAAAAUCUCCACUAAAAAUCAAUGUAGUUUUAAUGUAGUUUUGUGGAAACCAACAAACAAGGGUCUGCAAGAUGGGAGUCUACCUACUAGUAAUGGCCAGAAAUGAAGCGUUUGUCAGGGAAGUGGUUUCACCUUUAAUGUAACUACAGCACAGUACCAACAAGAAUAUUUCUGGAAGCUCUCUUCCCUAAUGCCACAAUCCUCUGUAGGCCCAGUUGUGCAAUUUGGAUUCUUUUUAAGUUUGUUUCAUUUUUUAUGCAAGCACAAUUACAACUUCAGUCUUCAGUAUGUUUAGCUUUGUGAGAUACAUAUUAUUUAAAAGAUAAAUAUUAAAAGACAAUAUUGUUAAAAGAGGCUGACAGAUGCAUUAACUUGAUUGGAAUGGAGCUCAGUCUGUUAUCUAUCAUAUCACCCAAUGUUUAAAACAUAAUUCUGUCAUUUGUCUCAUGGGAUAUAUAUAGUGAAAAUUUAAAUUGUGUUUAUAAUGAAUAGGAAGAUAAUGCAUCUUAUUAUAUGAGUCAGUUUACCAAUUAUACUAUUAAACAGUUUUCACCUGAGAAAUGUUAAUAAGAUAUGCAAAGUUUGUAGGUUUGUGAUUAUUAUUUUUUUUAAUUGAAUAUUUUAUUAAUAUGAAGAUGUACACUGAAUAUGAACUCAGUAUUUUAGGUUAUUAUACUCAUGGUAAACACAACUUGUUUAAAAAAAUUCCCCUUUAAUAUUACACUUAUUUUGCAAAGCAAGUAAAUGAAAAAUAACACAAUUGUUUUUUUCGCUGAUAAAGGUUUUCAAAUAUAUAGAUAACCUUCAUGGAGUACUGUAGUUUAAGGAUUGAUUAGGUUGCUUACGCCCAUCUUCAUGAGUUCACAGCACUCAUUGAACACUCAUGGAGUAUUCUGUUUAUAUAACAAGGAUAUCAUGUAUAAUCAUAUCAAUGAAGAACUUUCCUUAUAUAUAUAGUCCUGCAUCCGUUUAGCAUUGUGGUCUAAUUUGGAACACUGUGGUGUGCCCAAUGAUUUGAAUGAAUGAAAGACAGAUUCCAAAACAAGAUCCGUUAUUAAAAAAAAUAAAAUAAAUCCAUUAUAUUAUAGUGUUGAAUGUGAAAAUGUUACCUAAUGUUAGAACUGUUCAAAGUAUCAGUGAAAAUAACAAGGAAAGCUUUAGUUACUCACCUGUACAUGUUUCUCUCUCCAUGUGAUAUCUUCAUUCAUUGACUCUCAUGUCACAAGGUCCAAAUUAAAAGAGUUUAGCAACUAUGGACUGGGUGAGACCCAAUUCUUCCUUUGGCACAGCUGACUGCACUUGCUGUACUUGACUGCUUGUGUUUGUUUCUCAACCAGUAAAGUUAGGUGGCUGCCUGGCACUAUUCUUUUGGAUUUGUCUUGGCAAACAAAUUAAUCAGUAAUGUUAUCUGCCAAGACUGGGCAGUCACCAUAGUGGAAAUGUCGGGGUAAAUGUUUAGUCCGGUAAUUUAAAUAGUGAACAACAUUUACAAUGUAAAACAAUUCCUGCACUUGGGUUUUCAAUACAUCCAAAUGAUUUUAACAAGGGUUUAGGAUACUACAAGAUGUAUUUUGUCUUGAAAGUGGCUGCUACGUACUAUGGACACAUUGUUGUAAAGACAUUUAUCUUGCAAGCUUCAUCACCGACAGCAUCUUUUAAAGCCAGAUUGCUAUAAUUCAUAAAACAGUUCAUUUGGAUAGAUGGUUCUGAAAAAUAUAGUUAUACGUCCCCCCAUGUGUUGCCACAACUGUUUAAA
Polyodon spathula (Mississippi paddlefish) is the source of this 5488-nucleotide messenger RNA. Its product is annotated as transient receptor potential cation channel subfamily M member 5-like. The transcript has 25 exons. Gene Ontology annotation, molecular function: ligand-gated calcium channel activity; calcium-activated cation channel activity. Bases 192 to 3644 code for a protein of 1150 amino acids. NCBI's taxonomy places the organism in Eukaryota, Metazoa, Chordata, Actinopteri, Acipenseriformes, Polyodontidae. Gene Ontology annotation, biological process: calcium ion transmembrane transport. The record is from RefSeq and is a predicted model, not a curated record. Gene Ontology annotation, cellular component: membrane.